AUGGGCGACGCGAAUGGCGAUGCGCCGCUGGGCACAUGGGCGCAGCGCAAGGAAGCGCGACGUAACAUGUACGCGAGCAGCACUGAACAAGUGCGUGUGCAUCGUCGCGGCCUGGGGGCAUCGUCGUCAGCAGCUUCGGCUUCCAGUGUCGCUGCCAUGUGUCAGAAAUGUCUGCGACCGGGCCACUGGACCUACGAGUGCAAGAACGAGGCCGUGUACGUGCAUCGGCCGUCGCGGUCUCAGCAGCUCAAGAACCCGAAAUUGCGUCAGCGGUUCAAUACGGACAGACCUCCUGAAGCGCAGCAGGAGGGGGGCGGAGCGCCGACAGGUGACAAGAGCAAGAGGCUGAAGCGCAAGGUCCAGGAUCGAGCGAGUGGCGAGAUGACAAAGAAGAAGAAGAGCAGCUCACGACGCAGGCGCAGGCCCAGUGUAAGCAGCACCAGUAGCAGCAGCAGUAGCUCGGACUCGUCUGGCUCGGAAUCGUCUGGCUCGGAUAGCUCGUCUGGCUCGGGUAGCCCAUCUGGAUCGUCUAGCUCCAGUAGCUCGGACAGCUCCGACUCGUCUGGUAGCGAGAGCGAGAGCUCUUCGUCACCGUCAGGCAGUGACCGUAGCUCGCGUCGGAAACGUGCUGUCAAGCGUCGCCGCAAGGAUGAAAGAUGA
Molecule: messenger RNA, 660 nt
Organism: Hyaloperonospora brassicae
Lineage: Eukaryota; Oomycota; Peronosporomycetes; Peronosporales; Peronosporaceae
Source: the annotation of a GenBank genome assembly